Molecule: messenger RNA, 519 nt
Organism: Maudiozyma barnettii
Lineage: Eukaryota; Fungi; Ascomycota; Saccharomycetes; Saccharomycetales; Saccharomycetaceae
Gene: EMA19
Product: Ema19p
Exons: 1
Coding region: 1-519 (172 amino acids)
Cellular component (GO): endoplasmic reticulum
Source: RefSeq, a predicted model, not a curated record
AUGGGUUGCACAGUACUAACUUCUUCUGCGGAGCAGUUGUUUUACACGGUAUAUUUUAUUAUUCAUAUCCCAUUAACGAUUUUUAUUGAUUCUACAAUAUGUUUCCCACCAAUGACUGAGACGCUUAACAGCAUGAUCGAAUGGCACAUUGCUGCUAACAACGAUUUCUUGUUGUUGGAGAAACCAUCUUGGUUCUAUUGGAUGGUAAUCCUUGAGUUAAUCUUUCAAUUGCCAGCAUUUUUCUAUUUCAUUAAGAAUAUGACUGUGUUUAAUCAGGGAAAUAAUGAUUCUACGAAAGAAGUUAAGGCCCAAAAGUUAACCAAACGUAAGACUGUUGCCAGAUUAUUAAAAUUGUAUGGACUGAAUGCGUCAUUGACCUCGUUGUUCUGCAUUUGGGUGAUUUAUCAACGUGGGUACUAUCCGGCCACAGGUCUUCCAUUAAAUUCCAUGGAUAAAUUUAAAUUGAUAGCUUACUAUACACCAACGUUCCUAAUCCCAUUACGUCUAUGUAUGUUAUAG